CCCCAUAAUUUCCAACAUCGUAUUUUCCGUUCGUUAGUUGCAGUUUUGGUCGCCUUCAAACCCUAGCCGUUUUUUGCGACAUCGAUCCAUGGCUCGUACGAAGCAGACUGCCCGCAAGUCUACCGGCGGCAAGGCGCCUCGGAAGCAGCUCGCCACCAAGGCGGCGAGGAAAUCGGCCCCUACGACCGGCGGCGUGAAGAAACCCCAUAGGUAUCGUCCCGGGACGGUCGCUCUCCGUGAGAUCCGUAAGUACCAGAAGAGCACGGAGCUGCUCAUCCGUAAGCUUCCGUUCCAGCGCCUGGUUCGCGAGAUCGCGCAGGAUUUCAAGACGGAUCUGCGUUUCCAGAGCCACGCCGUCCUGGCUCUUCAGGAAGCUGCUGAGGCGUACCUGGUGGGGCUCUUCGAAGAUACUAAUCUCUGUGCCAUCCAUGCGAAGCGCGUGACGAUCAUGCCAAAGGACAUCCAGCUUGCUCGCCGGAUCCGCGGUGAACGCGCUUAAUCGGAUGCGAUCUUUCAUUGUUAGGUGAACGUAACCUAUAUGAUAUCUGUUUAUGUGAAAAAAUAAAAUACUUAGAAUACAUUGUUAAAUUAAUUAUUAUCGUAGUUUGCUGUGUGGACCAAUUGCGUUCGGUAGAAUGUUAUUAAUUAUCAAGUCUUUCAAUGGCUGUGAUUGA
Molecule: messenger RNA, 674 nt
Organism: Zingiber officinale
Lineage: Eukaryota; Viridiplantae; Streptophyta; Magnoliopsida; Zingiberales; Zingiberaceae
Product: histone H3.3
Exons: 2
Coding region: 89-499 (136 amino acids)
Cellular component (GO): nucleosome
Molecular function (GO): DNA binding; structural constituent of chromatin; protein heterodimerization activity
Source: RefSeq, a predicted model, not a curated record